GCCCUAGGCCCCUGGGAUGCCCGGCGAGUGAGGCGGCCCCGCCCGAGCUGCGCUCAUGGCGGUGGCCAGGAAGAUCAAAACUUUGCUGACCGUCAACAUCCUGGUGUUCGUGGGCAUCAUCCUUUUCUCGGUGUACUGCCGCCUGCAGGACCGCUCCGAGGCGCUGGUGCAGGUCGUGCGUGGUGCCGACCGCCGGGUGCGCAGUCGGCUCGCAAAGGCGGGUUCGCUGGCCGACCGUGAAGCCAUCCUGCAGCGUCUAGACCACCUGGAGGAGGUGGUCUACAACCAGCUCAAUGGCCUCGCCAAGCCCAUUGGGCUGGUAGAGGGGCCAGGCGGCCUGGGCCAGGGAGGUGUGGCUGCCACCUUGCGGGAUGACAGCCAGGAAACAGAGGGCAAGUUCGAGGAGUUUGGGUACAAUGCGCAGCUCAGCGACCGCAUCUCCCUGGACCGGACUAUCCCUGACUACAGGCCCAAAAGGUGCAAACAGCUGACCUAUUCUGAAGACUUGCCCCAGGUCUCCGUGGUCUUCAUCUUUGUCAAUGAGGCACUCUCAGUCAUUCUGCGCUCUGUGCACAGUGUAGUCAACCACACACCCUCCCAGCUCCUGAAAGAGGUCAUUCUGGUAGAUGACAACAGUGACAAUGUGGAAUUAAAGUUCAACCUGGAUCAGUACGUCCACAAGAGGUACCCAGGCCUUGUGAAAGUCGUGCGAAAUAGCCGGAGAGAAGGCCUGAUCCGUGCACGGCUGCAGGGAUGGAAGGUGGCCACAGCCCCUGUUGUUGGUUUCUUUGAUGCCCAUGUGGAAUUCAACACAGGCUGGGCUGAGCCUGCCCUCACACGGAUCCGGGAGGACCGCCGACGGAUCAUCCUGCCGGCCAUUGACAACAUCAAGUACAGCACAUUUGAGGUGCAGCAAUAUGCCAGUGCUGCUCAUGGCUACAACUGGGGCCUGUGGUGUAUGUACAUCAUCCCCCCUCAGGACUGGCUGGACCGUGGUGAUGAGUCAGCACCCAUCAGGACACCUGCCAUGAUCGGCUGCUCCUUUGUGGUGGACCGGGAGUACUUCAGGGACAUUGGCCUGCUGGACCCGGGCAUGGAGGUUUAUGGUGCAGAAAACAUUGAGCUGGGGAUGCGGGUGUGGCAGUGUGGUGGCAGCAUGGAGGUGCUCCCCUGUUCCCGUGUGGCCCACAUCGAGCGCACCAAGAAGCCAUACAACAACGAUAUUGAUUAUUAUGCCAAGCGCAAUGCACUGCGGGCCGCCGAGGUGUGGAUGGAUGACUUCAAGUCUCAUGUGUACAUGGCCUGGAACAUCCCCAUGACCAACCCAGGAGUGGACUUCGGGGAUGUGUCCGAGAGACUAGCUCUGCGCCAAAGGUUGAAAUGCCGCAGCUUCAGGUGGUACCUAGAAAAUGUGUACCCUGAGAUGAGGAUCUACAACAACACCCUCACGUACGGAGAGGUGAGAAACAGCAAAGCCAGUGGCUACUGCUUGGACCAGGGGGCUGAAGAUGAUGACCGGGCCAUCCUUUACCCCUGCCAUGGCAUGUCCUCACAGCUGGUGCGUUACAGCUCUGAUGGCCUCCUGCAGCUGGGCCCCCUGGGCUCCACUGCCUUCCUGCCUGACUCCAAAUGUCUAGUUGAUGAUGGCCGGGGUCGCACACCUACCUUGAAGAAGUGUGAAGAUGUGGCCAGGCCAACACAGAGACUGUGGGACUUCACCCAGAGUGGCCCCAUUGUGAGUCGAGACACAGGCCGGUGCCUGGAGGUAGAAAUGUCCAAAGACGCAAACUUCGGGCUGCGGCUGGUGGUACAGCGAUGCUCAGGGCAGAAAUGGAUGAUCAGAAAUUGGAUCAAACAUGGGCGACAUUGACCUUCUGCCCCCUACAAACCCUCCACAGACACAGACCCUCUGACAUUUGGGACAGUGUUAGCCAGGCCUUGGACUGGAGCCAGGAUAGACACUUCUCACCCACCCCACAGUUCUAGAGCAGUGCUGGGCCCUGCUCACUUCAGGGCUGGGCCCUGUCACCUGGCACUGUGGAAGUCUGGGGAUAGCGGCAUCAGCCUGCAACAGAUACCAGAUUCCUGGGACAGGUGGCUUUGCAGACAUGUGAGGACAGUGCACGCCCAUGCCGAAUCACGUGCCUUUUCUAUAGUGUUCCCUGAGGGGCUGCAAGGACAGCUUCACUCCCCCCACUCCUCGCAUGUGCUACAGCCCUGUACAUACCCCACACGGAAGCAAACACACCCGUCCAGACCUGAGGAUGGAGCAUCCUCAUGCCUGGCAUCCUGCCUCCUAGCAGGUCAAGGUCUCCCAGUUUGACUGCCCUUCACUAAUCCACUCGGCCUCACUAUAAUCUAGGCACACUCCUGUGGUCUGGGAAGAGAGAAAUGGGAAGAGACCCCAGCCUGGUCUCACUGUGGGCACAUUAGACCUGAAAACAGUGAUGAGCAGCAGAUGCCUGCACCUGUCUUCCUGGGGCUUCCAGAUAGCUAACAGGCGGGCAUCAUUCCAGUACUAACAUCUCAUCAUCAGCCUGGGCUAUAGGUAUCUUGUUUGGUCUGCUAUUUCUGUGGCAGCUCACAUCAAAGAUGCCUCUGGCUCCUCACCUAUUUUAUAAAUAAAGU
This is a messenger RNA of Jaculus jaculus (lesser Egyptian jerboa), 2628 nucleotides long. RefSeq names its product polypeptide N-acetylgalactosaminyltransferase 9 (gene Galnt9). The coding region runs from base 56 to 1870 and encodes 604 amino acids. The record is from RefSeq and is a predicted model, not a curated record. The transcript is spliced from 11 exons. NCBI's taxonomy places the organism in Eukaryota, Metazoa, Chordata, Mammalia, Rodentia, Dipodidae. Gene Ontology annotation, cellular component: Golgi apparatus.